AUGGGAUGCGGAGUCUCUACUAUAGCUCUAGUCCUAUUUUUGCUUGUUUAGGAGCAACACCUUUGUCUAUUGAAUAGGCAACGAAAAUACCAAUUUCUCUUACAUGUAUAAUUGAAAAUUGGCAAAUGCAAAUUAUAGCUUAUAUUUUUUAAUUUUUAACUACUACCCCUUUCAUGAUAUACAUAAAAAUGUGACGAUAGAUCACCCGACCUCUCGACCCUUUCCUCAACAGCAGCAGGCAACGGCCCAGUGUUGAAGAUUUAGGCGGAAAGGGGCCGGUAAUCCUUUAUGAAUACUCGGGCUGGGGUUUCCUCGGGUCCAGGGUGCUAAACCCUGGACUUAGAGUUUUUCCUCCAGUACAACCAUUGGAAAUGGCAAGGUCGUCCAUGGUCUGAGUGGCAAUAUAACCUUCAGACCCUGAAGACGGUAUUGGCCUAACGAGAAACUUAGAGUUUCGACCCAGGUGGUUGGCCCUUAGACUCAGCAGCCAUGGAAGUCAAGACUGGUGUGCGAAUCCCGUGUUUGCGGCAAUAAGGAAGGGUGUCCACCGGGAUCCUCAGGGAUGAUGAGCGUGUAGGGGUGCAAAUCCCUGGCCCUGCAAGAGUGAACGGCUUAACUUAAUCUUAAUCUUAACUACCCAUUUCAUAAAAUUGGCAUUUUCUUGGUCUAUUAAAUAGUCACAAGCAUUAUGCUAAAGAAUCUUUAAGGAGUCUUAAGCUAUAAUAAUAAUCACCAAGACGCAGAAAGCGAAGAAUCCUCAAUCGAUCAGUCAGUUGCAGAAGUAAUAGUAAGCAACUUAAACAAAAUAAAAAGUGCAAGAAAUUGCCGAAAUUCUUUCCUUUUCAAAUCUCAAGGCGGGACUUACUGUAUUAAUAUCACUCAAGCUAAAACACCAGAAACAUCAUUAGCCUUUGCCUACAACAGGGACUCAAACAACAACACCACAUAA
Messenger RNA from Blepharisma stoltei, 949 nucleotides. The record is from the annotation of a GenBank genome assembly. NCBI's taxonomy places the organism in Eukaryota, Ciliophora, Heterotrichea, Heterotrichida, Blepharismidae.